AUGUUCAUCCGCAGAGCUAGCGAGAACGAGCCCGGAGUGUCGCGAACUGAUCUGGCACCACCGGCGAGGCCUCUUCCAUGGCCCAGCAAAAGGGCAACGUCAAGGCGUUUCUUGGUGUCGUUGCACCCGUGUACCUGGCACCGCUGCUGUUCAUCAAGAACCUGGCGUUGCCAUGUGCCGUGCUCCUGGUGGUGCUGUUCACAGUCUUGGAGACACUGCCGCUGCCCAUUGUGUCCCUCGUGCCAUGGGCAGCCACGGCCUUACUCGGCCACUCCACGUCAGGCUACGAGGACGUCCUCGAACUCAGUAGCGAGGAACUGGUGUCACUGACGGGCUUCCUGAUUGUGUACGUGCUGGUGGACUCGACGCGGCUGUGGACGAAGCUGUCGGCGCUACUUCUCCGGUGGCAGGGCGUACGCGUGGGACCGCUGUUUACGUCGCUCAUGUUCGUUGCCUUCGCGGCUUCACUCGUGCUACCGGCGACGUUCGUCAUCCUCCUGCUCGCUGCCUUCGUGUGUCAGCACAUGGAGAAUAUAAAGGCACGUGAAGACAACAGACAAUGA
Dermacentor silvarum is the source of this 563-nucleotide messenger RNA. RefSeq lists its product as uncharacterized. The record is from RefSeq and is a predicted model, not a curated record. Bases 78 to 563 code for a protein of 161 amino acids. The transcript is spliced from 3 exons. Lineage: Eukaryota; Metazoa; Arthropoda; Arachnida; Ixodida; Ixodidae.